AUGCGCUACUCAGCAACAGAUAGUGAAGAUUUAGCUGUAGUGGAAGCUGUCGGAGCUUUUGAUCCAUAUUUAUAUGGAUGCCACUUUACUGUUUUUACAAAUCACCAUCCUCUUUUGACCAUCAAGUCCCAGACAUGUUCUCAUGGGCUGCAGCCAUUGCGUUGGGCAGAACAAAAUAAAGACCUGUUAAUAAAGGAAAGCAUCACCUACUUAGAAGGUGGACAGUUGCCAAAAAGUAAGCUUCCAACAUCUAUCUGUGAAUUUGAAAUUAGUCAUGGUGUUCUGUAUCAUCUCCGUGAGCAGAGUGAUCGCCUUCUUCGAUGUGUUGUAGUACUAGUUCAACUUCAGCAGUUUGCUUUAAGAUUGGCACAUUGUGCGCCACUAGCCGCACAUCCAGAUGUGAUUCGUACCUACACCAAAGAAAAGCAAUUAUUUUAUUUCCCUAAUAUGUUUUCCAGGACUAAGCAGUUUGUUACAAAAUACCAAGAGUGUCAGAUCUGCGAGGGCUGUGCUUCAAAGAAUGUACCCCUUGCUUCAGCUCCUGAAGUCAGUCAUCCUUUGGAGCCCGUCUCAGUUGAUCUUAUACAAUUACCACGUUCUUCACAUGGAAAUCUCUACAUGUUGGUAAUAGUAGACCACAUUAGCCACUUUGUAGAGCUGAUACCUUUGCCAGACAAAAAGGAUCGUACAAAUGCUGAAGCCUUCAUAGAUGCUUAUUUUACUAUAUAUGGGAUACCUCUGGAGCUACAAACAGAUGGGGGAGGUGAAUUUAAUAACAAGCUUAUGUCUCUUGUAUGUGAGGUGUUACUCAUCCAUUUCAAAGUGACAGUGCCAUAUCAUCCACAGGCAAAUGGGUAG
Penaeus monodon (black tiger shrimp) is the source of this 858-nucleotide messenger RNA. RefSeq lists its product as uncharacterized. The record is from RefSeq and is a predicted model, not a curated record. NCBI's taxonomy places the organism in Eukaryota, Metazoa, Arthropoda, Malacostraca, Decapoda, Penaeidae. Gene Ontology annotation, biological process: DNA integration. The coding region runs from base 1 to 858 and encodes 285 amino acids. Gene Ontology annotation, molecular function: nucleic acid binding. The transcript has 3 exons.